GUGAUGACGACGUUUCUGCACUUGUUGUCGACAACGGUUCUGGGAUGUGUAAAGCUGGAUUUGCUGGAGAUGAUGCACCUAGAGCAGUGUUCGCCAGCGUCGUUGGAAGACCAAGAUACCAGGGAGUCAUGGUAGGCAUGGGCCAGAAGGACUCCUACGUGGGCGACGAAGCGCAGAGCAAGCGCGGCGUCCUCUCCGUCAAGUACCCCAUCGAGCACGGCAUCAUCACCAACUGGGACGACAUGGAGAAGAUCUGGCACCACACGUUCUACAACGAACUACGCGUUUGUCCCGAGGAGCACCCGGUGCUGCUCACCGAGGCGCCAAUGAACCCAAAGGUCAACAGGGAAAAGAUGACGCAGAUCAUGUUCGAGACGUUCAACUCUCCUGCUAUGUACGUGGCCAUUCAGGCGGUGUUGUCGCUCUACGCUAGCGGCAGGACCACCGGGAUAGUGAUGGACUCCGGGGAUGGGGUGUCGCACACCGUUCCCAUUUAUGAAGGUUAUGCCCUUCCCCACGCCAUUCUUCGUAUGGACUUGGCAGGACGAGAUCUCACCGAUUACCUAAUGAAACUACUGACGGAACGGGGAUACAGCUUCACGACCACUGCAGAGCGAGAAAUCAUCAGAGACCUCAAGGAAAAAAUCUGCUUCGUGGCUUUGGAUUACGAACAAGAUCUCGCAAUCGCAAGAAACACAAAUUGCUUCGAAAAAUCCUAUGAAUUACCGGACGGACAAAUUAUCACGCUAGGAAACGAAAGGUUCCGGUGUCCUGAGGCUAUAUUCCAACCAGCUUUGAUAGGAAUGGAGACCCCCGGAAUAGCAGAAACGACCUAUCUCUCAAUCAUGCGAUCAGACAUGGACAUCCGCAAAGACCUCUAUGCCAACAUAGUCCUCUCCGGAGGCAGCACCAUGUUCCCUGGAAUCGCCGAUCGCAUCCAGAAGGAAGUCGCAGCCUUGGCGCCGGCUUCCAUGAAGCUGAAAAUCAUCGCGCCUCCUGAACGAAAGUACUCCGUUUGGAUUGGGGGCAGCAUCUUGGCCAGUCUGACCACCUUCCAGCAGAUGUGGAUAUCCAAGAUGGAGUACGAGGAAGCUGGGCCCGUUAUUGUGCACAGAAAAUGCUUUUGAACGGUGGUGUG
Phaedon cochleariae (mustard beetle) is the source of this 1138-nucleotide messenger RNA. Lineage: Eukaryota; Metazoa; Arthropoda; Insecta; Coleoptera; Chrysomelidae. The record is from the annotation of a GenBank genome assembly.